CCGGCUUGAAGCAGCUCGUCAGACCCACAAGCUUGCCGUUGGAGCCCUUCAGGCGCGUCUACUCAAAACUUUCUGCUCAAGAACACCCACCUGCCCACCCCAAACCCAUCCACCACGCCAAACUACCAACCAAUUCCCCACAUAGAAACUUGAAAGACAAGAGCCAUGACCACAUUAUUCUCUGCGAUCGUCAAGCCUGACAAGCCACUGCUCUACCUAUGUGAUGAGAGUACCCACAUCACCAACAUUGCCGUUUGUCCGAUCACCAACGGCAAGAAACCUGCCACUUUGAGCACGAUCCCGCCUUUUGUUACUAUCCUCAAGCUGCAGUACGAAGGCCCAGUAGUCGAAGGCGAGAACGACGACGACGAUGACAAGGAGAAUGUUAACUCUAGCAAACCAACCGCGGGAAAGCCUGACAAGAAGCAAGCCAAGAAAGCACAAGACAGCGAUGAUGCAGGAGAGGAGGAAGACGACGAAGAUGAUGAUUCUGAUUUCUCUGGGAUGGACAUCGAAGCCAAGGAAGUUGUUGUUGGAUGCUUUACCCCCAACAUUUUGCAACUCACAACCGACCUUUACCUCGCUCCCAACGACCAAUAUCGAUUUGUGAUCACUGGUAGCGCUGAAUACGAAGUCCAUCUCUUGGGUCGCUACAUCUCAGACUCCCUUGAUGAGGAUCCCUCUGAUUUCGACAGUGAAGGCGACUCGGAGGACGAAAUGGAUGAACUCUUAUUAGAUGAGAUCUCUACCGAUGAGGAAGAUGGCGAGGGUCCCAGAAUCGAGGAGAUCGAAGACGAUGACGAGCAAGCCUCCAAGAAGGCCAAGGCAACCAAGAGCAUCACUGCGGCUCCCGCCAAGAACGAAGCCAAGUCAAACAAGCCCACUGAAGACAAGAAAUCAAACAAGAGGCCUCUAGAAGACAAAGAAGCCGACGGUGACGUCUCCAUGGCCGACAGCGCCGCUGGCACAACUGACGGCCAACCCAAACUAUCCAAGUCGCAGCGCAAGAAGCUCAAAAAGGCCCAACAAGCCGAUGCACCUGGUGGUGCCAAGGAGAACGAUGGGGAAGCCAAAGCGGCUGACGCCAAGAAGUCGCCUGCCAAAGAGGCCGCCAAGACACCGUCGACCGUCACCUUACCUUCGGGCCUCAAGAUUAUCGACACCAAAGUAGGCCAGGGUGCCGAUGCUAAGGCUGGACAAUCCGUCUCGAUGCGUUACAUCGGUAAACUCAACAACGGCAAGGUCUUUGACUCGAACACCAAGGGCAAGCCGUUCAACUUCAAACUCGGCCGCGGUGAAGUCAUCAAGGGAUGGGACGAAGGUAUCAAGGGCAUGAAGUUGGGUGGCGAGCGCAAACUGAUCGUUCCCGCCAACCUUGCUUACGGCAAGAGUGGAGCACCCCCGGAUAUCCCACCUAACUCGGUCUUGACCUUUGAGGUCAAAUUACUAGCAAUCAAAUGAUUAACUCGUCCUUGAGCCAGUCACUUGAGCUGACAAUACCAACCGAUCUUAGAUCAUCAUUCUCAUCCUCUACGGAUCGUUUAAUCGGCAUCAAUAUGUACUUUCCAUCAUCACAACUUAAGAUCCCCAAACCCUAUAAAAUCGUCUCUUUCUUUUUCUCUCUCCUUUUCUUUUGAUUCAGACUCCCAUGCAACCUACCAUGAUGGCUACUAUCUACUUCUCCAAUUCAUCGCGUCCCUGUUCAGAUGAUUUGUUUGCCAAUUUCCCAUUAAACAUGUCACACACUCGGGGCUCAGUGGAUCAGUUGUAUGCACCCUGUUCGGGUAUUGUGAUUGUUUGCCAGUUGCACUUCUCACGCCUUCUCCGGACCUCAAAGACCAGUGUGGUCUCCUGUUUUUCCUACAACUCUUAUCAAUCGGGCGCCACAGCUCGAACUCCCCAGCUUCAUCAUUUACGCGUGUGAUGGCCGGUAUUUCUAUAGUGAUGAUUGGUUGAAUGACAAGAAUGCUUCAAGAGGACGAUUCUAGCUAAGCUAAGAAACCUAAAAGCAGCUAAAAGCUAAUCAACCA
Messenger RNA from Puccinia graminis f. sp. tritici CRL 75-36-700-3, 2030 nucleotides. Its product is annotated as peptidylprolyl isomerase. Gene Ontology annotation, molecular function: peptidyl-prolyl cis-trans isomerase activity; macrolide binding. Lineage: Eukaryota; Fungi; Basidiomycota; Pucciniomycetes; Pucciniales; Pucciniaceae. The transcript is spliced from 5 exons. The record is from RefSeq and is a predicted model, not a curated record. The coding region runs from base 166 to 1461 and encodes 431 amino acids. Gene Ontology annotation, cellular component: nucleolus; chromatin.